Centruroides sculpturatus (bark scorpion) is the source of this 3157-nucleotide messenger RNA. RefSeq names its product patched domain-containing protein 3-like. The transcript has 4 exons. Gene Ontology annotation, cellular component: membrane. The record is from RefSeq and is a predicted model, not a curated record. NCBI's taxonomy places the organism in Eukaryota, Metazoa, Arthropoda, Arachnida, Scorpiones, Buthidae. Bases 124 to 2643 code for a protein of 839 amino acids.
AAUAGUAGCUGCGAAUAGUUGCUAUGAUAUCGUCACACAUCAUCUUUAUAUACGCAUUUUCAUACUUAUAACCAGAAAGAUAUUUUUGCUUCUCGUUCUCCUAAGACAGAUUCAAACUGCGAAAUGAAGUUGGAUUGUGUAAGAAGAAUUUUUUGCUGUAUUUUUAAAAAAUUAGGAAAAACGGUUGGACGGCAUCCAUAUUACUUUAUACUUCUACCAAUUAUUCUGUCAAUUACUCUCUCCAUGUUUAUCAGAACAUUAACUCCCAGUAAGACAUUUAACGAUAUAAUAACUUCCGAUACAGGAAAAUUUUUUACAGUGAAGAAAUUCAUAAAAAAUACAUUUUCAUUUAACUCAUCGCAAUUUUCUGAUCAGCUAAGAACUCCAGAUAUAGCGAAUUGUCUAGUAAUAUUCUUGUUGGAAAAAGAGGAAAACAACAUGUUUGAAAAAAAUAUUCUUUCAGAAGUAAAAUUAGUCGACGAAAUUGUACACAAUAUAACGUUAGAAACAGACAAAAAGACAAUACAAUAUACAGAUCUCUGCACACGUAUAAACAAAAAAUGCUUUGAAAAUCCUAUUCUCGAAGUAAUAUCAGAAGUGGGAAUUGAUUCCAUACUACAAAAGAGAAAAAAGCUGAAGUAUCCUGUUGAUAUAGAUUUAUUGUCUUUCACUUAUAAAGCCUAUUUCGUAAAUUUAGGGGGUGUUACAGAGGAUUAUCACAACUUCGUAGAAAAAGUAAAUGCCGUUUCUUUAUUUUAUGUAACUGAUGAAAAAAAUGAAGUAAAAAACAAGUUGUUUACAAAAUGGGCGGCUCAUGUUUAUGACACAAUUCAAAAAUAUAAUUUUACGUAUAUCAAAGCUGUUCCAUAUUCUUAUCCAGCCAUGGAACAAGAGUUUCGAAAAGAAUUUGAUAGAACGAAACCAAAAAUUGGGGGUUUGGUCGCAAUUAUGAUUGUACUUUCGAUAUUUCUCAAUGUGAGCAAUAGCUGGGUGAAAAGCAAACCUCUUCUUGGUGUAGCAAGUGUAAUUAACGCUGGCCUGGCUGUAUCGUCGUCUUUCGGAUUAAUGGCUGCAUCGGGUGUUGAAUUCACCUACUGGAAUGCUACGAUUCCAUUCUUAGUUCUUGUUACCGAGAUAGAUGACGCUUUCGUAUUAAUAGCAUGUUGGAGAAUCACUGAUCCUAAACAUUCAGUUGAAAAACGCAUGGAAGUAACAUAUGAAGAAGCAGGAGUUUCCAUUAUUUUGACUUCACUCACUAAUUUUAUUUCGUACUGCAUUGGGAUGAUAGCUCCUUUUCCCUUUAUUCGAAUAUUCAGUUAUUAUACUGCAACUUGUGUCGUUUUGAAUUUUGUGUAUCAGAUAACGUUUUUCGGAGGAUGCUUGGCUUUGAGUGGAUACAGAGAAGUGCAGAAUCUUCGUUCCAGAAAAUUUGCCAGAUGUGAACAAAAUGAUGAUGGGAAUAAUAACGAUGUAGAAGAAGAAUUUAUUAUGGCACAUUUUAGAGAUUCAUUAGGAAAAAUAAUUUCCAAUCGAGCAGUGAAGAUAAGUAUUAUCACAAUUUACAUUAUCAACUUAUCAUUCGGAAUAUGGGGCACAUUUUACAUGGAACAUGGUAUUAAAUAUGAACAUUUAUUUGCAAAAGAUUCUCUAAUUUCGGAAGCGCAUAGGAUUACUAAUAAGUAUUUUAGACGUUAUUCGUAUCCGUUUCACAUAAUUAUUAAUGAAACGUUGGAUUACUCGGAUACAAAGGUACAACAAUCCAUAGAAACUUUGUUGAAAAAAUUCGAGAAACAUCCAAAUAUCGCUGAGGAAGAAUUCACCGUGUCUUGGUUAAAAUUCUACAAAGUAUUUCAGAAAACUCCGGUAGCAAAAUUUUCAUUACAAGGGUACGAUAUGUCAAACAAGCAGGACUUUAUCGAUGGACUUCACGAUGUGUUCUUCAAUAUCCGAGCUGCUCGAUCACUCUCUAAUGACGUUGUCUUUAACAGCAACAAUACUGAUAUCAUAUACAGUAGAUUUUUUAUUAUGGGAAAAAAUUUGAAUUCGUCACGUGCAGAAAAAGACACACUAAAUGAUUUAUUGAAAAUUGCUGAAGAGUACGAUACUCCUGUACUGGUAUAUUGUCUUUUGUCAAGUCUAAUCGAGCAAGGAAUCAUCAUUGGACAAAUAAUUUACCAAUUAUUUUGGAUUACUGCUGUAUUAAUAACAGCAAUUUUUUUAUUCUUUGUACCGAAUAUUUUAGUGGCAAUUAUUGUUGCAAUAUCAGUUGUAUCUGCAAUGGUAGAAACAUUAGGUUACAUGUCUUUAUGGGGCAUCAACUUGGAUAUUAUAUCAAUGAUGAGUCUUAUUUUGUGUGUGGGAUUCAGCUUGAAUUAUCCUGCUCAUAUUUCGUACGCUUAUGUCAUGUCACAAUGCAAAAGACCAAACGAAAAAUUAAAAGAUUCUCUAUAUCGUAUAGGUUUUCCAAUACUUCAAGGAUCAUUGACCACGGGAAUAGGAAUAUUGAUUUUAUACUCUGAUGUAUAUUUUAUGAUGGCAUUUACAAAAAUUGUAAUUCUUGUUGCUGUGGAAACGGCUUUUCAUGCUUUGUUUUUCAUUCCUGUUAUUCUUUCAAUUAUUUAUGCCUUUUUUGAUAUUAUAUAAAUAAUUAAUUUGUUGUGAUGUGGGAAAUCAUUUCACACUAAUUUUUAAAGAUUAUAGGUAAAUAUUGUAAUAUUUGUUUGCAUGGAGAACGAUGUUACUCGAAAGGACGUAACUCGAGGUAUACCUGUAUAUAGCCUAGUAGUCGUGUAUUAAUUUCUUUUGUGAUAGAUUUAUGUUUUUAUUUUUAAUUCAUUCAUAUGCAUAAAUAAUUGUUGACAAAGAAACAAUUAAUUACAAUCAAUGAAACAACUCCAGGUGACAAUUUUGAAUUUAAUGCAGAAAACGAAAAUAUUUUCAUAUGAUUAUUAGAUUAUUUAAAAAAAAAUUGUAACUUACUUAAAUAAUCUAAUUCACACCAGGUCAGACCAGUUAUAGAGGCAGAAUGUUUCGUUUGUCUUGGCCAAGCCAAGUGAACGUGUUCUAAACGCGUUUGCGAUAGUGUGCUGCAAACUAUUUAAAACGUGAGAUUAAUUUUUCUAUAAAAAGCAUCAUUAUGCAACUUAGACUUAUUAAA